ACUCCAUUUUUGUCCCUCUCUUCUCUUUCUUUACCUAUUCUCUCCCGUCUCAAACAUUUUCUCCUCCAUCUCUCGUCAGAUUCAAGAUAUAACUCAUUGAGCAAAGUAGCUUAUAAAAUUUGCUCAACAUUUAUUAGCUCAUCAAACAGAACUACUUAAUUAGCUAGCUAGCAGUAUGGGAAGAGCACCUUGUUGUGACAAGAAUGGUCUCAAGAAAGGGCCAUGGACAACCGAGGAGGACCAGAAACUCAUUGAUUACAUUCAGAAAAAUGGAUAUGGCAAUUGGAGGACACUCCCAAAGAAUGCUGGGUUGCAAAGAUGUGGAAAGAGUUGCCGUCUCCGUUGGACAAACUAUCUCCGGCCAGAUAUAAAGCGAGGUCGGUUUUCAUUUGAGGAGGAAGAGACAAUAAUUCAACUACAUAGCAUUCUUGGAAACAAGUGGUCUGCGAUUGCAUCUCGCUUACCAGGAAGAACAGACAAUGAAAUAAAGAACUAUUGGAACACUCACAUUAGAAAAAGGCUUCUGAGAAUGGGAAUUGACCCUGUGACACACAGUCCUCGACUUGAUCUAUUGGACAUCAAUUCCAUUCUAAACGCAUCUUUCUAUGGUUCAUCACAAAUCAACAUCCAAAGGCUCCUUGGCAUGCACCAGUACAUGGUGAACCCUGAGCUUUUAAAAUUGGCUUCUUCACUCUUCUCCACCUCACAGCAGCAACACAAUGACCCUGAUGACAUGCCUGCUCAAAAAGGUCAAUUACAGAACCAGCUUUGUGAUCCUCAAAUUCAGAAUCAUGUUCCACACUUUGCCCAAUUUCAAGAUCCGGUUCAAGAGGUGCCUGCAUGCAGCACCAUGUUCAGCACCCCUUGUGUUUCAAUUCCUCUAACUCAACCACAGUUGGUUGAGCCAAAUAAUGUGGACCAGUAUCCAUCGUCAACUUUCACAGACUUCAGUUACCAACAACUAAGUGAUUGGCAACUAUCAAGCUUAACAGAUGAUUAUGUCCCUCAAUUAUCAAGCUAUAAUUAUUAUAGUUCUGAUGGUCAAAAUCUCAUGUAUGAUCCAUUGUCCGAGCCUUCAAAUUUUCAUUCCAAUAACAGCAAUCAGAACUUCAGGUUCGCUUCAGUUCUAUCGACACCUUCGUCAAGCCCUACACCGCUGAAUUCGAACUCCACGAUAAUCAAUGGGAGCAACACAGAAGACGAGAGAGAUCAAAGCUAUGACAGUAGUAACAUGUUGAAAUUUGAAAUCCCAGAUAUUUUAGAUGUGAAUGAGUUCAUGUAAUUAAUGUGAUCAGACAGAUCUUCAACGAUCAAAUCAACCGAAACGUUGAUUGAUUAUAUCACAUGCAUGUCUCCCAAUUGUUUUUCUGGGAUAGCUUCAUUAUGGAUCCAUGGUGUUGAUAACUGUAACAUUUCCUAAUUAAUUUUCAUUAUUGAUUGAUUGUUUAAAUUUCUUAAUUAAUUGAGCUAUGACUUUAUUAGCAAGUACCAA
Glycine soja is the source of this 1492-nucleotide messenger RNA. RefSeq names its product transcription factor MYB102-like. The record is from RefSeq and is a predicted model, not a curated record. The transcript is spliced from 3 exons. Bases 176 to 1282 code for a protein of 368 amino acids. NCBI's taxonomy places the organism in Eukaryota, Viridiplantae, Streptophyta, Magnoliopsida, Fabales, Fabaceae.